CAGCGGGCUGCAAAUACGAGGGCAGGGGAAGCAGCAGGGAGAUCUCUCCGCCUGCACCACGCCUUCGCCUUGCAAGGGGGCGCAUCCAGCCUUGCAGCCUCCCAGGGCCCAACCCACAGCCAGCGAGCUCCGAUGCUCAGAGAGGCAGGAAACGGGGCCAGCCAGGGGGACUCGAGAGCGGCUGCACCUUCCUGUCCCCCCGCCGAGGAGAGCGGAGGAGCAGCGGCCAGUGGCCUGGCGAGUUUCCCCGGAGAGGAGCCGGAUUCCGGUGCAGGGACGGAGCGAGGAGUCAGAGGGCGGUGUAAAAAUGGAAGAGCAGGGGCCAAGAAGACCCAUUCAAAGGGUCAGGAAGAUGAUAGUCAGAAUUCAGCGAAGCCACCUGUGAAUUCAGUGGGAAGAACAAAAAAACGGUUUAAAUGCAUGGAAUGUGGAAUACGCUUUUGUCACAGGGGAAGACUGAGGAUACACCAAAGAACUCACACGAGGGAGAAACCAUUUAAAUGUAUUGAAUGUGGAAAGAGCUUCAGUCAAAAUGUAAACCUUAAACUACAUCAACGAACUCACACAGGGAAGAAACCAUUUAAAUGUAUUGAAUGUGGAAAGAGCUUCAGUGGAAGUCGAGAUCUUAGAACACACCAACGAACUCACACGGGGGAGAAACCAUUUAAAUGUAUUGAAUGUGGAAAGAGCUUCAGUGGAAGUGGAGCACUUAGAACACACCAACGAACUCACACGGGGGAGAAACCAUUUAAAUGUAUUGAAUGUGGAAAGAGCUUCAGUGGAAGUCGAGAUCUUAGAACACACCAACGAACUCACACGGGGGAAAAACCAUUUAAAUGUAUUGAAUGUGGAAAGAGCUUCAGUCAAAAUGGAAAUCUUAAACGACAUCAACGAACUCACACAGGGAAGAAACCAUUUAAAUGUAUUGAAUGUGGAAAGAGUUUCCGUGGAAGUGGAUCACUUAGAAUACAUCAACGAACUCACACGGGGGAGAAACCAUUUAAAUGUAUUGAAUGUGGAAAGAGCUUCAGUGGAAGUGGAGACCUUAGAACACACCAACGAAUUCACACGGGGGAGAAACCAUUUAAAUGUAUUGAAUGUGGAAACAGCUUCAGUGGAAGUGGAUACCUUAGAAUACACCAACGAACUCACACGGGGGAGAAACCAUUUAAAUGUAUCAAAUGUGGAAAGAGCUUCAGUCAAAAUGCACACCUUAGAAUACAUCAACGAACUCACACAGGGGAGAAACCAUUUAAAUGUAUUGAAUGUGGAAAGAGCUUCAGUGAAAGUGGAGCACUUAGAACACACCAACGAACUCACACAGGGGAGAAACCAUUUAAAUGUAUUGAAUGUGGAAAGAGCUUCAGUGAAAGUGGAAAACUUAAAGUACACCAGCGAAUUCAUACAGGAGACAAACCAUUUAAAUGUAUGAAAUGUGGAAAGAGCUUCAGUGGAAGUGGAGCACUUAGAACACAUCAACGAACUCACACGGGGGAGAAACCAUUUCAAUGUAUUGAAUGUGGAAAGAGCUUCAGUGGAAGUGGAGACCUUAGAAGACACCAACGAACUCACACCGGGGAGAAACCAUUUAAAUGUAAUGAAUGUGGCAAGAGCUUCAGUGGAAGUGGAGACCUUAGAAGACACCAACGAACUCACACGGGGGAGAAACCAUUUAAAUGUAAUGAAUGCGGAAAGAGCUUCAGUAAAAGUGGAAACCUUAAACUACAUCAACGAACUCACACGGGGGAUAAACCAUUUAAAUGUAUGGAAUGUGGAAAGAGCUUCAGUGGAAGUGGAGCACUUAGAACACAUCAACGAACUCACACGGGGGAGAAACCAUUUCAAUGUAUUGAAUGUGGAAAGAGCUUCAGUGGAAGUGGAGACCUUAGAAGACACCAACGAACUCACACCGGGGAGAAACCAUUUAAAUGUAAUGAAUGUGGCAAGAGCUUCAGUGGAAGUGGAGACCUUAGAAGACACCAACGAACUCACACGGGGGAGAAACCAUUUAAAUGUAAUGAAUGCGGAAAGAGCUUCAGUAAAAGUGGAAACCUUAAACUACAUCAACGAACUCACACGGGGGAGAAACCAUUUAAAUGUAAUGAAUGCGGAAAGAGCUUCAGUAAAAGUGGAAACCUUAAACUACAUCAACGAACUCACACGGGGGAUAAACCAUUUAAAUGUAUGGAAUGUGGAAAGAGCUUCAGUGAUAAUGGAAAUCUUAGAAUACAUCAACGAACUCACACGAGGGAGAAACCAUUUAAAUGUAUUGAAUGUGGAAAGAGCUUCAGUCAAAAUGCAAACCUUAGAACACACCAACGAAUUCACACGAGGGAGAAACCAUUUAAAUGUAUUGAAUGUGGAAAGAGCUUCAGUCAAAAUGCAAACCUUAGAACACACCAACGAAUUCACAUGAGGGAGAAACCAUUUAAAUGUAUUUAAUGUGGAAAGAGCUUCAGUGAAAGUGGAACACUUAGGAAACAGCAGCUAACUCACACAGAGGGAAAACCUUAGAUGUAUGAUAUUUGGAAAGAGGUUCAGAGGUAGUGGAGACCUUAAUAUUCAUAAGUGAAUUCACACAGGUGAAAAACCAUAUACAGUAAAUGUAUGGAGUUUUCCACUCAGGGUAUCCACAGUUCCUGGGAAGUAAAGAUGACUGUCUUUAAAAAAACCAAACACAUCAUUUUUAUUAGAUUUUCCAAUUCAACAACCAAUAAAAUCACUUUAAAUUAUUCCAAAUUACAUCCUGAAUUAUUUAUAUGCAUAUCAGAUACUUCCAAUAUUCUGCCAAAUUAAUAGUUUCAAUUUUAGGACUUCCAAUGCUUCAAACGUGAGGAAUUUCUGAUCAACCAUUUUCCAUUGCCAUCCAUUCCAUUCUGAUGUUUUCGCAGCCUCUGAGGUAUUCCAGCAAGGGAGAUAAAACAAAUCAAACAAUGCUUUUGUGUGGGUUUAAGUCCAUAGCCAGCCUCCCUAAAAUUGCAUUGCCCCUUGACUCACUGGUAUUCUUAUUAAAUCCAAAAGUCUUAUCACAGGCAGCCGCCAUCUUCACUCAGUCCCGAUGAAAUCCAAACAUAGUUGUUAUAGCUUUUCCCACCCGGUUGCUUUGCAGUUGAACCUUUUCAGGAGAGAUUUGCCAAUCAUACUGUAUGUUCUUAAAUUAUAUUAUUUUUGAGGCUUGCCUUUCCCUUUGAUUCAGUGUUAUGCAGCCCAGAUUUUAUCUUCCAACAUGGCGGAUUUCCCAGUUAAGCAGCAUUAUUCCUCCUGGAGCCAAAGAUUUUCUGGGAAACUGUCCAAAAUUCUCUAAAGAUGAAUCAACCAGUGGCCUAGAGGUUCGGUCUGUGCCAAA
This is a messenger RNA of Lacerta agilis (Sand lizard), 3346 nucleotides long. Its product is annotated as oocyte zinc finger protein XlCOF6-like. The record is from RefSeq and is a predicted model, not a curated record. The transcript is spliced from 3 exons. Gene Ontology annotation, molecular function: DNA-binding transcription factor activity; RNA polymerase II cis-regulatory region sequence-specific DNA binding. Bases 133 to 2442 code for a protein of 769 amino acids. NCBI's taxonomy places the organism in Eukaryota, Metazoa, Chordata, Lepidosauria, Squamata, Lacertidae. Gene Ontology annotation, biological process: regulation of transcription by RNA polymerase II.